Messenger RNA from Trichoderma aggressivum f. europaeum, 771 nucleotides. RefSeq lists its product as uncharacterized. Gene Ontology annotation, cellular component: cytoplasm. The transcript has 2 exons. The coding region runs from base 1 to 771 and encodes 256 amino acids. NCBI's taxonomy places the organism in Eukaryota, Fungi, Ascomycota, Sordariomycetes, Hypocreales, Hypocreaceae. Gene Ontology annotation, molecular function: thioredoxin peroxidase activity. Gene Ontology annotation, biological process: cellular response to oxidative stress; cell redox homeostasis. The record is from RefSeq and is a predicted model, not a curated record.
AUGCCUGUUGAGCUGCGCAAGCGCAAGGCCCCCGUGGCGCCGCCCGCGCCCGCGCCCAGCAAGAAGAAGGUGGCCACCAAGGCCAGAAAGCCCGCUGGAAAGGCCAAGGACGAGGUCAAGAAGCCCAGUGCAAAGGCCGACAAGCCUUCCAAGGACGACGAGGCUACCGAGUCUGCGCCGGAAGCCCCUGAGGAGAAAGAAACGGUGAAGGACACCAAGGAGAGCGCCAAGGACGACGCCAAAGAAGAGUCCAAGGACGACAAGAAGGACGACAAGAAGAAGCCGGCUGCUGCUGCGGGCAAGAUCGCGGUUGGCGAUGUCAUUGACCUCGAGGGAUUUGGCGGCGAGAUCCAGACCAAUGAUGGCGAGACGACUUCUCUCAAGAAGCUUCUCGACGACAGCAAGAGCGGCGUCGUCCUCUUUACCUACCCCAAGGCUUCCACACCCGGAUGCACCAACCAAGUGUGCCUCUUCCGCGACUCCUAUGAGCCUCUGACUGCUGAUGGCCUCGCCAUCUACGGUCUCAGCACUGAUUCCACCAAGGCAAACACCUCGUUCAAGGAGAAGCAGAAGCUGCCCUACCCCCUUCUUUGCGAUCCCCAGGCCACCCUCAUUGACGCCAUUGGCCUCAAGAAGCAGCCUAAGGGAACUCAGCGCGGAGUCUUUGUUGUCAACAAGGAGGGCAAGGUGCUUGUUGCCGAGGCUGGCGGCCCUGCUGCCACCGCGGACAGAGUCAAGGCUCUGGUCAAGGAGUUGAAGGGAGAGAACUAG